Molecule: messenger RNA, 4358 nt
Organism: Linum trigynum
Lineage: Eukaryota; Viridiplantae; Streptophyta; Magnoliopsida; Malpighiales; Linaceae
Source: the annotation of a GenBank genome assembly
AAAGUGCCAAUAACCAAAUUAUAAUAAGUCAAAAAAAAAAAAGGUAACAUUUUAUUUAGCUCCUAUUAAGAAUAAGAACUUUCCAGUUUCGGCAACCCUGCCUCUGCCUACACGGUGACGGCAAACACUUCUCCGUCCAUCCUUUUCGCAAAGCUGAGCCUAUGGCCUAGUUAGGCAUCCAGAAAUUUACCCCUCUCCCCAACACGCAAACAAACAGUAAAUAGUAACAUUUUUUUUUUGCUGUAGCAAAGCAGUAAUUAAUUUCAUCGGGAAAGAUAAAAAGUGGAACAACAGAACAGAGCAUUGACCGCUGGGUCGGUCAAUGGACCGACUUGGACUUCCAGCCAGCCAGCAAAACAAAACAGCCUCCAAAUCAGAAACCGAACAUCGGUUGCUGUAAUUGGACCGCUGACCACCCACAGCAAAGCCCAAUCCGGCGGCGGCAUCGGUAAAGAUUUUCCGGUGAUUUGGGUUUUUUUUUAUUUUUUUUGGUUGGAUUUAAGCUUCCGAGGUAACAGAGUAAUAACAAUAGUGCUCUGUUUGGUCCGUGUGGAGUCGCUGUCAGCGCAUCUGAAAAAGAUUGUGGGAUUCUCUAUCUCCUCCGGUGAUUUGAAAGCUCCAUGAAAUUGGAUCGGCUCAAAUCCAUCUUUCGAACCGGAUCGGAAGAUGACGAAAGAUCUUCUGGGUUUGUGGGAAGAAAAGAUUUACAACUCCAAAUAAAUCUGUGAGAUCCUCAUUAUGGCCAUUUUUUUUUGUUUUAAAGAUAAUUAUUGCUAAUUAGGAUUGUGUAUCGUGAAGGGAGAGUUUUAUAAGAGAACCAUCCGUAUGAAAUGGCUGAAAAAAGUGUCGAUUGGUUUUGGUGAUUGUUUGGUUGAGAUAAUUACAAUUCAUGCAAUGUCCAUAAUGCACCUUUUUUUUAAUUUUCUACACAAACAAUACAUGCAUUGUUUGCUUGGUUUGACACAAACUAUCACUCGAAAUGAGUGAUAGUUAAAUCUCAAGUUUUUGUUGAGAUUGUUGUGCUUUAUUUUCUUCCAAUUAUGUCCCUACCUUUUUAUGUAUGUUGCUUUUUAUAUUAAAAACAAAGGGUAAAAGUGACAUUUUAUCCAAAAAGUAAUAAAACUUAUUUAAAUAACACAAUAACUAUCACAAAAACCAAACGAUUCAAACUACGAUACACCAAUUUUCGUAUAUACAUGUAUAUUAUUAUGCAUGCAUUGAUGAUAAUGCAUCUAUUUAACUAUCAUCAAAACCAAACGACCCGAAGAUUUAGUUUCAUAUAAGCAGAUUUUAGAUUUGCUUGAGAUACGAAAUCUCAAUGAAUGGAGUUUCUAGUGAGAAAACGAGAUUGUAGAGAAAUUGUGAAAUCUGGUACCCAUUAGAUUUUUUAUUGAGUAUAGUUGUAUAGAUAUCGAGAUAUCCAUCCCAAACUUGUCAGAGGCCACUCCUAUCGUUUGGAGAGUUGGAGUCUAAAAAAUCUAUAAAUUAUAAAAUAAUGCAAAUAUUCUAACUCUCCGGAUUGUACAAAAUAUUUUUUAAUUCAAAAAUUUUGGUAAUUGUAAUCGCUAUAUUCAAUAAAAAAUUAAUUUAAAUAUUUUAUCGAAUGACAUAUAUAACCUAAAGACUAAAAAAAAUGGAUUCAUAAGUUUGUUGACAAUUUAGUGGUAAGAGUACUUAGUGAAAUAAAUAAAUAAUGAGACAAUGUAAGAGAAAUUUUUUUCACAAAUCAAUAUAUGAAAUCUCCUUGUUACGAGAAAUUGGUAUCACUAGAAUUUAGAGAUAUGAAAUAUCUGAAGUUAAACUUUACGAUACAAAAAGCAACAAAAAAAAUACAACUUUAUGUUUAUCUUUGAAUUCAAUGAAUCUAUAUUCCAAAUCUUUUCCCCAAAUGAGCCGGAAUGGGUUAGGGUGGUUACUUGUAUUUUAAUAAUUACGGUGGCAACCUCUUUAUAUACCAUUUGAUUUCCGAUUUUCCCUUAUUUUUUAAUCUUAUGGUCAAAAUUCUUUUAGGAUAGUUUUGGGAAUGAAAAAGUGACUACACCCAAUUAUUCUAUAUAAUCUACUCAAACCCUAGUUCUACCCUCCCUCCAGCCAAACCUGCCGCAGCCGCCUCCACCACUCUCGGCGCACUACUCCCGUCGGCCGCCUGCACCAGCCCUGACGAUGAUGACUCCGUGCAGGCGACGACGACUGCUGGCGCUGUUGUUGUUCCCUACUCCGACUCCGCCGCCUCCUCCUUUCCCACUCAUCUUCCUUCCUCACCCUCCCCUCUGCGUCACCGCCACCCAAUCAGAUCUGAGUACAGACAACGCCGAUGACUGGACUUCUUCUUAUUCUCUUCUUUCUCAACUUUUUCCCCGGUGACUUUCGCUUCCUCAUAUUCUAUUUAUGGUUGUUCUAGUCCCUCAACGUUUACGAUGGACGCUACUUUGUGUAAUGGUAGUCCUGCAAUGGUAUUGAUUCAAUGUGCAGUGGUAUUGGUUACUACGUUAUGAUAACAACAUGGUAUUCAUUCAUCUUCGUUUGGUAGUGACACUUUAGAUUGGUAUUGGUUCAUUACACGGGUAUUAGUAUUAGCAAAUCUAGUAUGGCAGUCCUUCAAAGUCUAAUGGUAUUGGUUCAAACCUCAAUGUUCAUAAUUCUCUUCAUAUAUGCAAUGAUAUAGAUUGUUUAUAUUGAUAGUUUUCGUGUAAUGAUAUAGAUUUAUUUCUGCAAUGGUAUUGAUUACUACUAGUAAUCACCGUAACCGCUCCCCAAAUGAGCACUUGGUAGUUUGUUGUACAAGUAUUCAUUACUAGGGCAUAACAUUGCAUAUGUACAUUUUUUUUUGUCGAAAUUAGACUUUGUCGAAGGGACUUAAUAAAAUAUAUGAUGAUUACCAGGGAAAUCUUGUACCCCAUCGAACAAUUUUUUGACAUGGAUUACAAAAUUCUUGCAUAAAAAAUAAAAAGAAUAAAUAACCCACAAACAACACCCUAAGCCCAACACAAAGUGCAACCAAACCUUAUUGCUUGUUCACUUCACUUCUCAUUUUGUUUUAUAUUGUGAAAAUGAUAAUAAAGAAAUAAAUGAUAUACUUUACUAAAUCGGCACGAACUGAUUAUAUCCCAAUUAAACAAUACCACUUGUUAAACCGGCACAAUGAUAUAAACUGAUUUGACAAUCCCGAUGUAUACAUAUUUUAGUUCUAAUUGACACAUAUUGUCAAGAUAAUUAUUGCUAAUUAGGAUUGCUAAUUAGGAUUGUGUAUCGUGAACGGAGAGUUUUAUAACAGAAACAUCCGUAUGAAAUGGCUGAAACGAAGUUUCGUUUUGGUUUUGGUGAUUGUUUGGUUGAGAUAAUUACAAUUCAUGCAUUGUCCAUAAUGUAUCAUUUUUUUGAAUUUUCUCCACAAAAAAUACAUGCAUUGUUUGCUUGGUUUGACGCAAAUUAUCACUCAAAAUGAGUGAUAGUUAAAUCUCAAGUUUUUGUUGAGAUUGUUGUGCUUUAUUUUCUUCCAAUUAUGUCCCUACCUUUUUAUGUGUGUUGCUUUUUUUAUAUUAAAAACAAAGGGUAAAAGUGACAUUUCAUCCAAAAAGUAAUAAAACUUAUUUAAAUAACACAAUAACUAUCACAAAAACCAAACGGUGCAAACUACGAUACACCAAUUUUCGUAUAUACAUGUAUAUUAUUAUGCAUGCAUUGAUGAUAAUGCAUCUAUUUAACCAUCAUCAAAACCAAACGACCUGAAGAUUUAGUUUCAUAUAAGCAGGUUUUAGAUUUGCUUGAGAUACGGAAUCUCAAUGAAUGGAGUUUCUAGUGAGAAAACGAGAUUGUAGAGAAAUUGUGAUAUCUGGUACCCAUUUCCUAGGAUUGGGAAGACGGCCCGGGUAUAGUUGUAUAGAUAUCGAGAUAUCCAUCCCAAACUUGUCAGAGGCAACUCCUAUCGUUUGGAGAGUGGAGUCUAAAAAAUCUAUAAAUUAUAAAAUAAUGCAAAUAUUCUAACUCUCCAGAUUGUAAAAAAUAUUUUUUAAUUCAAAAAAUUUGGUAAUUGUAAUCGUUAUAUUCAAUAAAAAUUAAUUUAAAUUUUUUAUCGAAUGACAUAUAUAACCUAAAGACUAAAAAAAAUUGAUUCAUAAGUUUGUUAACAAUUUAGUGGUAAGAGUAUUUAGUGAAAUAAAUAAAUAAAUAAAUAAAGAGAUAAUGUAAGAGAAAUUUUUUUCACAAAUCAAUAUAUGAAAUCUCUCUGGUUACGAGAAAUUGGUAUCGCUAGAAUUUAGAGAUAUGAAAUAUCUGAAGUUAAACUUUACGAUACAAAAAGCAACAAAAAAAUACAACUUUAUGUUUAUCUUUGAAUUCAAUGAAUCUAUAUUCUUAAU